AGUUAGCCAAACACAUACUAAAACACCAAAUCAAGAACUUGCUGUUCCUCCAUUUCACGUUUAGUACAACCAAAAUCAGCUUAAGAAAAUUUUUCUUUAAAUCCGUUUGAUUCUUAGUCAUGGGAAUUGAGAUUGAGGCCCUGAAGGGCAUUUCUGGAGGUUGUAGGGUGGCGGCGAAGCCGUGUGGCUCUUGUAAAUUCGCUACAGCGGCAGUGUUUUGUCGGGUUGAUUUGGCUUUUCUGUGCCUGAAUUGUGAUUCCAGGAUUCACGACAACAAACUCGUCCCCCGACACGAGCGUUACUGGAUGUGUGAGGUCUGCGAGCAGGCUCCUGCCGCCGUCACUUGCAAGGCCGAUGCUGCUGCCCUCUGCGUCUCCUGCGACGCUGACAUCCACUCUGCCAAUCCCCUGGCUCGGCGUCACGAGCGGGCACCAAUCGAGCCGUUCGUUGACUCCGCUGAAUCGAUUGUAAAAUCGAGUCCAUUUAGCUUCCUCGUGCCGACGGAAAACAGGGUGUGUCAAUCGGAGGAUGUUGAGCCGGGAUCGUGGUUGCUGCCGAAUCCUAAUUCGAAUUCCAAACUCGCAGCCUUGGAGAACACCGAAAUUAACAAGUCAGGUGAUUUGUUUUUCCCGGAAAUGGAUCCUUUCCUUGAUUUUGACUUCCAAAAUUCGAUUCAACAGCACUAUAAUGCAACCAUGGAUAGCGUUGUUCCCGUUCAGACCAAACCGGCAGCGACAGUUCCAGUUUUGACCAACGAAAACUGUUUCGACAUCCACUUCUGUCGGUCAAAGCUGUCCUCUUUUGGCUACCCAACUCAGUCUCUCAGCCAAAGUGUUUCAUCGUCAUCCCAUGAUGUGGGAGUAGUUCCAGAUGGGAACAUGUCCGAUAUAUCGUACCCUUUCGGCCGAACUUUGACCGGUGGCAGCGAUAUAAGUGCACCCAUCUUGGUCUCCGCCGCAAACCAAGCAACCCAACUAGGCGGGAUUGAUCGAGAAGCAAGGGUGUUGAGGUACAGAGAGAAGAGAAAGAACAGAAAAUUCGAGAAAACCAUCCGCUACGCUUCGCGAAAAGCAUACGCCGAGUCCAGGCCGAGGAUCAAGGGUCGGUUCGCUAAACGGACCGAAACCGAAACAGAAGAAGAUCGCAUCUUCAGCCCUGCUUCCGCCGCCACGGCCGCCGCUUUCCUGACGGAUACCCAGUACGGCGUCGUUCCCACGUUUUGAGGGCUUCCUGGUUAUGGAAUAAUUUUACCUUUGAUCUUAUGCUUUUUCUUCCUAUUUUUCUGAUCUUGCAAUUAGAAUAACCGUAAGCGGUGAAACUAAAAGAUAAAGUAUUGCUUAUGGGUCUGAUGUAAAAGUCAAGUGUGUUGAUGUUGGAGAUUCUCAGCCCUUGGAGAUCACGAUUCUGGAGAUGGAACUGUUGCUUCCGGUUCAAAAAGGCCCUCUUACUUUUUCCCUCGGGGCUUCUGUGAUGAAAAUUUUCUCUUCGUUAGUAAAUUUUUUUUCCACUUUCCUCAUUAUCAUCUUACUAUUUCUUUUGUACGUAAAAAGGGGAAACUUUCUCGUACUCCUUUCAGAUCAAUAUCUUAGCGGCUAUUGGGAAUCCA
Messenger RNA from Rubroshorea leprosula, 1606 nucleotides. Lineage: Eukaryota; Viridiplantae; Streptophyta; Magnoliopsida; Malvales; Dipterocarpaceae. The record is from the annotation of a GenBank genome assembly.